AAUUUAUAAAUAACGUUAAAAAAAAUAAAGUAAAUUAAAACAUAAACACUGAUGACGUCAUUUUUGGAGGCAAUUUCAAGCUUGCUAACUCGCGGCAAAAUCAACUUCGCAACAUAAUUUUUUUCAGAAAAACUAGAAAAUGUGUUCCACUGGACAUAUAUUUAAUUCUCCAAGACUAAACAAGUCGUCGAGAGGACAAAUACAGGUGAUAUUUGGUCCUAUGUUUUCUGGCAAAACGACAGAAUUAAUGAGAAGAAUGAAAAGAUACCAGAUAGCCAAUUAUAAAUGCUUGGUCAUUAAAUACUCAAAAGAUGACAGAUAUGACAAAGAAGGCAUAGCUACACAUGAUAAACAAACAUUGCCAGCAGUCCCAGCAGAAAAGUUAGAUGAUGUUUUAGUUAUGGCUGAGAACUUUGAUGUUAUUGGUGUGGAUGAAGGACAGUUUUUCCCAGAUGUUGUGAGUUUUAGUGAUGAGAUGGCAGAGAGAGGUAAAACUGUUAUAGUUGCAGCAUUAGAUGGAACUUUUCAAAAGAAGGGAUUUGGAAACAUCUUAAAUCUAGUACCUUUAGCAGAGAAUGUAAUCAAAUUGACUUCUGUUUGUAUGGGUUGCAAUAAUGAAGGGUCUUUUACAAAGAGGAAAGGCCAAGAAACUGCAGUUGAAAUAAUUGGAGGAGCUGACAAAUACCUUGCUGUUUGUAGAUCCUGCUUUAAAUCACCAUUGAAGUCACCAAGAAAACAUGAAACACCUCCAUUUAACAUUAUGAAAGAAGCAAAAACAGUGGCAAACAGAAAGUUGUUCAAUUCUCCUGUUAAAAAUUGUUAGUGUUUGUUAUGAGUUACUCAUAUGAUACUCCAUGAUCUCUAUUCCAGGGUGAAUGAUAUUAGGUCAAUAAAAAUUUCUUGUGUUACAGGUUAUCAAAACAAAUUGACUACAUGUAACUGACUUUGAUUCUUUCAUACAUUUAUUCUUUUAUAUUAAUUCUGACUCCUAAAUGCAUUUACUUGUAGAGAAUGCAUUAUUUAUAAUAAAUACCUCCAAUUUUGAAGUUCAGCUGACUUCAGAUUUUUUUACUUACAAAAGUCGACUUUUUCAUUCAUUUUGACUUAUUUUUAAUGUAACCUGGACCAAAGGGUGUUUUGGAUUGACCUAUAUAUAGUACAAUUUAAAUAUGAAGUAUUCAAAAAUUUAUUGAAAAACCUGGUGAUUUGGAGGUUAAACUAUCAAUUAAUUUAUUUUGUGUAUCGUCUUUAUAAUAUAUAUGCAAAUUAAUUCCUAACUUGUAGUUUUAUUGUGGACCAAUAGCAACUUACAAUUUGAAACAAUGUCAUAUCUCUUUUUAUCAUGCAUUUUAAUGUAAUACUUUGUAUUAACUGCAGCAUUCUCCAGAAUUAUUUACAGAAAUAUAAUUUGGAUUUAAAUUUUUCUUUUUAACAUACAAAAAGCAACAAAAUCCAAUACCCAAUGAAAAACAAAUUUGUUUGAUUUGUACUAUGCCUAAAACCAUGAAUAAAUGUGAUUUCAAAGAUGUCAUUUUGCAAAAAAUAACUGGAAGUCAUUUAUAUAAUGAAAACAUUGUUUUGUUUCUUAAUAAAUAAUUAUAGAUUGUUUCGGAAUUGAUGUAGAAUUGAAAGUAUUUUAUUUUGCUGAUUGGAAUAUUUUGAAUGAGGAAUGUCUAA
This is a messenger RNA of Mytilus californianus (California mussel), 1677 nucleotides long. RefSeq names its product thymidine kinase, cytosolic-like. Gene Ontology annotation, molecular function: thymidine kinase activity; ATP binding. Gene Ontology annotation, biological process: thymidine metabolic process. The record is from RefSeq and is a predicted model, not a curated record. NCBI's taxonomy places the organism in Eukaryota, Metazoa, Mollusca, Bivalvia, Mytilida, Mytilidae. The coding region runs from base 140 to 823 and encodes 227 amino acids. The transcript has 7 exons.